Molecule: messenger RNA, 909 nt
Organism: Rodentolepis nana
Lineage: Eukaryota; Metazoa; Platyhelminthes; Cestoda; Cyclophyllidea; Hymenolepididae
Source: the annotation of a GenBank genome assembly
AUGAAAUUGCGUCUAGUGUCGGCUGAUCAAGAUGUUCUCACCUCUGUUCGGUUCCAAUUGGAGAAGCUUUUCGAAGUUUUCCGGGUUCUAGAAGUGGCCUCCCGUGAUCCAAACCCUACCUUCACCAUCGUUCGUCCACCACCAAGGGGUUGGUCCAACUCCCAACUUCUCUUCUCCCCCGAUCCUCCACCUUCAACCAGUGCAUCAAUUCGAACUUCAAUUCUUCCCUGUCCCUCCCUCACAGGCCCCUUCAAUCUCCCCCUGAAGCCAUCUCCAAUCCCUUCUCGACCAUCGGAGUACAUGCUCUUGACUCCUCGAGCACAAUGGCCUGGAGAUCUCGCAGGUUUUGGAGAGAAUUCAGGUGGCGGAUCUGGGUCAUAUCUUGAUCCUCAUCUUGCUGCAGCUCUUCUCAAACUCUGGCUCAGAGAAAUGGCCACCCCUCUAAUACCUAAUUGUUUAACUUCUGAAGUCUUUGCUGCCGCUAUUGAAGCGGAAGCCCUCGAGAAGUCAGUGGGUAGUGGAGUGGGGUCAAAUUUAUCAGGGCUUGAGCCAAUUGAAAGGUGUUGUGCUAUGGUGAGACGUCUUCCAAGUAUUAAUAGACGAGUACUGCUGUAUCUUAUUAAGUUGUGUCAGCACCUCGCACUACCGGAAAAUUCAAGUACAUCUCUAAUGGAUGCUCGUAAUUUGGCCACAGUGAUAGCGCCCAAUCUCUUCCGUUCGGCUUCGAAUAACCCCAGUGAGCUACUCAACUCAGUACAAUCACAGACUGCCUUCGUUCGACUACUCAUUUGUCACCUUGACGUUGACACAGAAUCCGCCUUACUCAACGCGGAAGGAUCAACAGCAAGUGAGAAUUCGGAAGUUGCAGGCUCUGAAAAUGGAAUAAAUCCAUCGAACACUCGAUGUUGA